AGUGUGAAACUGUCUUCUUGUCGUCCGUUUUGUUUACAUGCGUAGGAAGCUAAGCUCCGUUAGCAAACACUAACGCCCCGUUUCCACUCGGCUACCGUUACCGGCCUCAGCCAUGGGGAAGUCGUUUGCCAACUUUAUGUGUAAGAAGGAUUUUCACCCUGCGUCGAAGUCAAAUAUCAAAAAGGUAUGGAUCGCAGAACAGAAACUCACUUUCGAGAAGAAGAAGCAAGAGGACCUUAUGCAGGCAUAUCUGAAAGAGCAGGACACUUACAACAACAGGCUUUUGAUGGGUGAUGAUCGUGUUAAAAAUGGCCUCAAUUUCAUGUAUGAGGCUCCACCUGGAGCAUCCAAAGAGGAAAAGAAUGAGGGGGAAGGGGAAGAGGAGUACAAAUUUGAGUGGCAGAAGGUGGCUCCUCGAGAGAAGUAUGCAAAGGAUGACAUGAACAUUAGAGAUCAACCAUUUGGAAUCCAGGUGCGCAACGUGAGGUGCAUCAAAUGUCACAAAUGGGGCCACGUGAACACCGACAGAGAGUGCCCUCUGUACGGACUGUCGGGUAUCAAUGCCAGCUCUGUGGCGUCAGACGAGGCAGCAGGUCCGUCGAUGCACCCCUCGGAGUUAAUGGCGGAGAUGCGAAACAGUGGGUUUGCCCUGAAAAAAUGUGUCCUUGGUAGGAAUUCUACUGUUUGUGAUCCAUCACAGGAAUAUGUUGCCAGUGAUGAAGAGGAAGAUCCCGAGGUGGAAUUUCUGAAGUCGCUAACGACCAAACAGAAACAGAAACUCCUCAGAAAACUCGACCGGCUCGAAAAGCAAAAGGCCAAGAAGAAGAAGAGCAAGAAGCAGAAGAAGAAAAGCAAAAGAAAGCACAAGAAGAAGCAUGAAAGCAGUGACAGCUCAAGUGACUCCUCCAGUAGCAGCAGCAGCAGCGAUAGUGGCUCAGAUUCAGACAGUCGUAGCAAGUCCAAGAGCCAAAAGAGAAAGAAGAACAAGAAAAGAGAUUCCUGUCGGGAUAACAGCUCUGAGAGCGAGCGUCAAGUCAAGAGUCAGAAAAAGGCCUCUUCUCACAGGAGCAGGUCACCGAGCCCUCACGCUGGACGGAGGCGGCCUAAAGAGGAGUCUGGAGAUUAUAGACAAACAAAGACAGAGAGGGGAAGGAGCAGGAGUCGCAAUCGCAGCCCCGAGCACAAGAUCAAGCUGGAGGGAGGUCAAGAGAGAAAGAGGCCCAACAGCAGGGACAGGCAGAGACCUAGCAGCUCCAAGUCUGGCUUGGACAGAAGCAGAAGCCGCGAGAGAGGCAGGGAGGACCGAGGUAAAGACAGACAUCACAGCAGAGAUGGAGAGAGGAACAGAAGUAGCACAGAAGGAAGGAAAGGCAGAACAGCAGAUGGGAGGAGCAGAAGCAGAGAAAGGAGAAAGGAAAGGGAGGGCAGGGGAAGAAGCAGGAGCAGGGAGAGACGAGAGAGGAGCCAAGACGGAGCAAAGAGAAAGCACUGACUUGGGCUUGUUGUUUCCUGUUGUCUCCGCUCGUACAAUACCCAGCAAAACAAACAAAAAAAAAGUAGAAAUGUUGUGCAUGUUCCCUGCAAAGUAGUCUUCUAUAGGGUCCUACUGUUUAAAUAUUAAACUGCAGAUACUGUCUGCUGUUCUCCUUUUCCUCCAGUAGAGGGAAGCAGCGGCCUAGAAACCCUCCAGACGGCGCUCAGUGCUGCUGAUGCUGUUUUGUGCUGUAUGAAAGGCUCUAAAUUAAUUGAUUGCCAUUGGAAGCAAUUUGCAGCUGAUCCGUUGAUGGGAAAAUGUUGGACUCAUUUUCAUGGUGAGACAAGUUCCGUUGCUGCUGCAGCUUUUUUUUUUAAAUCUUACUUUUAUGAUGGAGUCUUUUUAUUUGGGGGGGAAGGGGGGUACUGGCAUUGUGAGCUGUAAUUCUUGGACGGCUGUUGAUUCCUGGAUAAAAACAAAAAAAAGAAAAAAACAGGACUUUAAUUCUCUGAUUAAAAUUUUAAACCUCUCAA
This is a messenger RNA of Stegastes partitus (bicolor damselfish), 2007 nucleotides long. RefSeq names its product corepressor of RBPJ and splicing regulator (gene cirsr). The record is from RefSeq and is a predicted model, not a curated record. The coding region runs from base 113 to 1492 and encodes 459 amino acids. The transcript has 10 exons. Gene Ontology annotation, cellular component: nucleus. Gene Ontology annotation, molecular function: transcription corepressor activity. Lineage: Eukaryota; Metazoa; Chordata; Actinopteri; Pomacentridae. Gene Ontology annotation, biological process: negative regulation of DNA-templated transcription.